Molecule: messenger RNA, 1218 nt
Organism: Postia placenta MAD-698-R-SB12
Lineage: Eukaryota; Fungi; Basidiomycota; Agaricomycetes; Polyporales; Adustoporiaceae
Exons: 2
Coding region: 1-1218 (405 amino acids)
Source: RefSeq, a predicted model, not a curated record
AUGGAGGAGGCACAGCGCAAGGCGAAGGAUGUGCAACGCGGGGCGGCGGACGUACGGCGUGGGACGGAUGAGGCACAGCGUAAAGCUGAGGACGCACAGCACGGGGAGGACGCACAGCACGGGGCGGAUGAUGCACGGGCGCAGGUCGCAAGACAAGAAGAGAGCUUGCACCGCCUUGAAGAGACGCUGGCGCAGGUCCAGACGGACCUACAGACCACCAAGCAGCAUCUGGACGACCGGGAGCGGCAAUACACUGCACUCGAAGCCGCGUACCGCAAAACCACCCAUCUGCUCGAGAUGCGAACUGCAGAGCUCCAAGGCGCACAACGGUAUCUCACCAAGACGGAUGGGCUGUCCGACACGGAGGUCCUACGCGACGUCGAGCGCAUAAACGCGACUAUACUGCACGACGCCACGUCCAUCGCAGACUCGGUGUCAUUCGAGCGGUCGGCAGAUCGAGCGCUUCCAGCAGAUCCCACGGCCCUCACGCAGCUGCUCGGCGUACGGAUGGUUGAGCUCUUGCAGAAGGUCUCCCAUCAUGGCGAUCCGUUCUGCGUCCAGCUCGCACUGCAGGCAUGUAUGGCGGCGUUCGCGAAAGACGUCUUGCCGAUGUGGACGACGCAAUCGGAGAACGACGCCUUUCUCGACACAGUAUAUGCUGGCAUUUGGGAGCACGCUGCAUAUGAAGAGACUCAAGCGAUAGCCGGCCGGUGGCGCGCUCUCGCACGCUCGUACCUGCAUGGACAGCUUCGAGAACGAGGUGCUAUCGCGGAGCUGCAUCACUGGCUUGCCGCGCUUGUCGUGCAAAUACUCCGCCUGGCCGGGGCCGCUGGCACAGAACAGGAGGUUUCCCAUGUUGUCUCCGUGCGACAUACAGAGCGACUGCGCUCGUUCAUCGACAUAUGCAUCGAUGUCAACAAAUCAAUCGGGGAGGGUGUUCUAUCCGCCGACUUCAAGGUACUGUCAGUCGACUGCGGCUCCGGGUUCAACGAGGACAUCAUGAAGGACGAUUAUGGAAGUGCAGUAAGCAUGGGCACGGGAGAGGAGGUUCUUUGCAUGGUCGCGGUGGGUAUACAGCGGCUAGAUAAGCAAGAUGAUGGGCAGCGGAGGGCCAUAACGUUAUUGAAGCCUGGAGUAGCGCUUGAUAGCAUAACGAGCGAGCUCACAUGGGAGGAGGAUUCAUCCGAGAGGAAAGUGGAAGGUCGAUCACCAUCUUAG